AUGAAGUUAGGCACGCGCCCCCCUCCAAUCCCCGCCGCCCGCCGCUCGCCGGAAAAAUCCAUCGACAUGGAUGAGUAUUGGAGAAUGAGGAUGGGAAUGCCCAAAAUGCCGCCGCCGCCGCCAUCAGGGUACCCACCGGACCACGUCCCCGGCCGAUCCACGGCGGCCGACGCCUCCCACCGCCGGAAAAACCCCAUCUCCGACGAGCCCCUAAACCCCGAGGACUUCGACGACGUCUUCGGCGGGCCCCCUCGCACGGUCCUCUCCGGCCGAUUCGCCACCGCAUGCCAGAGAUCGCUGUCGUCCUCGUCCUCCUCCGGCGGCUUCAUUUACGAGGAGAUCUUCCGGCAGGCCGAGAGGGCGCCGCCGCCGCCGGAUGGCAGGACCGGACGGAUUUUGCCGGAGUUUAGGAUCCCGGGUCAGAAGGGUAGCGAUUUCUACAGUGAUAUCUUUGGGUGGGAAGAUCAUGAGAGGGUGGUGAGGUCAAGGUCACGGUCGAAGGCAAGCUCAUCGUCGGUACUGAGCUCGGAGGAGCUCAGCCCUCUCCAGCCGGCGGCCGCCGUCGACGGCCACGAUGAUGUUUCGUAUUUCGCCUCGAAACUCAGCCGAAGAAACACAUCUCCCGAGACAAUCAGCCUUAAUCCCGUAUCGAACGAUAGCUUUCCAGAUGAUUUUGAGCUCAACUCACUAUCUUCGGCAGUUUCUUCUGUUAGUCAAUCUUCAGACGAGAAGCUAAAAAUGGAGGAUGGAUUUUUGGGGUACGAUGAGGAGGAUGAAGAUGAUGAUGACGACAUGAGCGCAUAUGUUAUCGAGAUUAAUACCGAAAAUCGAGGUGGAAGAAGUACAUAUGAAUCGAAUGGUGUAGAUGAGGCGAUUGCUUGGGCCAAAGAGAAAUUUCAGACGCAAUGCGAGAUGAAAAAUCCAGCCCAGGAAAACUUUAACGGUCAUCAGGAGUCUGAUCAGGGGCAUGCGGAUAGUUUUGGACCAUUAUUGGACGGGCAGCGCGAUGAGUGGGGUCCUUGGAAAGAUAAAGAACAGUUAGAGUCCAAGGUGCAAAAUGAAAUGCAAAUACUCGACGAGCAAUUACGAAUGUGGUCUGCUAACAAUCGAGCAAAUAUCAGACUUCUUCUAUCUUCUUUACAUCAGAUUCUAUGGCCCGAGAGUGGUUGGUUUGCAGUAUCUCUUUCAGACUUAACCGAGAUCUCACAAGUGAAGAAAGCGUAUCAGAAAGCUCGUUUGUGCUUACACCCUGAUAAGUUGCAACAAAGGGGAGCCACGAUACAGCAGAAAUACAUUGCCGAUAAAGCUUUUUCACUUCUUCAGGAAGCUUGGGAGGCAUUUGUUACACAAAGGGUCUCUUGA
Messenger RNA from Striga hermonthica, 1362 nucleotides. The record is from the annotation of a GenBank genome assembly. Lineage: Eukaryota; Viridiplantae; Streptophyta; Magnoliopsida; Lamiales; Orobanchaceae.